AAAAUCUACAGGUCUGACUAAAGAUUAAAAGACCGUGGAUAAUGAAGUCAAAGUCAGGGACAGAGUUACGAUGCCGCACCUCAAUCUUCAUGUUUCUUACCAACGCUACACAAUAGGCACGUAGUGUUCAACCUUUGAGAAAUUAACGCGCAAUUGUCUGGUCAAGUUUUGAAACAUAUUUUUUUCUUUGGUGAACGAUUUUUUUUUUUGUGGUUUUAGUUUUCACAUGAUGAAAGGGAGACUAUCGGAGUGCCAGGGUAAAACAUUUCAGGUUUUCUAAGACAUUCAUCUACGUGAUUAUACAAAUAUUUAUUCUCAAUACAAGAAAAGGAUGUCUUGGUGGACUUGUUUGGUACUGAAGUCUCUGCUAGCUGCCACGUGUAUGGUAGCUGUUCAGUCGCAGACACAGCCUCAACUCGUCUUUCAUUUCGUGGCCAACACCACGUCAAAAACAAAACUACCAGAUUCCAGAGAUAUUCACCUGCAGGCACACCUGGAAUCACUACUUUACGGGUUGAUGUGCAAGUCUCCAGGAAAUAAAUUCAUAGUCCGAGUGAGUCCCGGCAGUGGCACCACAGAAGUGGUGGACGAGAUUAUAGGGCUGCACAACACCAGCGACAACGUCAAGAACUGCCUCUUCCCGGGUUUGAACCCCAUCAAAUGCGACGAGGAGAACUUCUGCGCCCUGGGCAACAAGUGCACGGCCACGGUGAUGGCGGUCUGCCAGCGACACGGCACCAUGUCCAGGUGGCUGAUGACCCAGGUGGUGGACGUCACCAUCGACCAAGUGGACGGCGCCAUUGUGCUGGUCAGGUGCUUGACCAAAUGUGAGUCUGGGGAGCCGCAGGACGAGCACGACCACGACGACGAGAACGGAAUCUCUUACAUGGCCGUGGGGCUUAUCGUAGGGGGCGUCGUUUUUGGGGCGUUCAUCUUGGUUCUGGCGGUGGUCAUCUGGAAGAUCAGGGACACGAAGUACCUGGAGUAUCCUGACCACCCCCAUCAUGUCCACCACGUCCACUAUGUCACCAAAUAAAGCGUUUUGUUUUCUAGUCGAUAUCAUUAAGUAGCAAUUGGAUCCUUUUAGUCUUAAAUCACUGAAUGUGUUGUAAAUUUAAUGUAAUAGUACAUAAUACAUCAAUGUUAUAAUAUUAAUAACAAUGAAGUUAAAGGGCGAAAAGAAAAUUAGAAAAAUAAAUGUAGAUUUAAAUUUAAAAAGGGAAAUCACCGAGUAGGCCAUGGCGAAUAAAUGACUGGUUUAUUCCCCCUGUUGCAAAUAGUUACUUUUGGCUGAGAACCAAGAAAUUGGCAUGAACUGUUGGUUUAAAUUUGAAAUUGAAAAAGCACAGUAUAUGUUCUAUUUCUGAAAAAAAAAGUAUCAAGAAGAUAAAUCUCAAAAGAAUAGUAAGAUAGAGGGAGAGGAGACCGACAUACAAACCACACAACUACACACUGUAACACAUUUUAGAUUUUAUUUUACAACCCAGACAUGUAAGUGUAACAAUCACAAUACAUCAGCAAACUUUGCUUUUUGAAUUCAGUGUCUAUAGAUCAUUAAAAAUGUAUCCAGAUAAGAGUAUUGUGGGUUGGUGAAAUAAAGAAAUAGUCAGGUAGAAAUACAAUACAGUUCUGGUCACUACGAAGUAUUUCUAGUCUUCAACGUGAUGGGUCCAGAUCUCCGACAUCUUAGAAAGCAAGAGUAACUUUUUUUUCUAAACAUAACGAUGUCUGAUGUUUAAGAUAUAAUCACACUAUUUAAACACAUUGAUGCGUAUACAUUCAGUAAGAGAACAGGUCGCGUAAUUGAUCACAAAGUCAUUUGAAAUUUUUAAAUGUUGUGGUCUAAACUGAUCAACAUGAGGUGUAAACAAAAGUGACAUUUUGAGUAUUUAGAAUUGAAUACUAUCAAAAUAAUAUUUUAAAUUGCGUCCAGACUUCUAAUUAUAACUAUGUAGGUCUAAUUACUUUGUCCUUUCUAUGAUCGACUUUUUGAUAUCUCAGAAAGUGUAAAAGAAAAUUAAAGUUUUUGUUAGACUUUAGAAGAAUAAAAUACUGUUUGUGCGUCUCUUGCUACUGUACAUGCUAGGGGUAGCAGCGGUUGUCACAGCAUGUGUUAGACUUUAGAAGAAUAAAAUACUGUUUGCGCGUCUCUUGCUACUGUACAUGCUAGGGGUAGCAGCGGUUGUCACAGCAUGUGUUUGACUUUAGAAGAAUAAAAUACUGUUUGUGCGUCUCUUGCUACUGUACAUGCUAGGGGGUAGCAGCGGUUGUCACAGCAUGUGUUUGACUUUAGAAGAAUAAAAUACUGUUUGUGCGUCUCUUGCUACUGUACAUGCUAGUGGGUAGCAGCGGUUGUCACAGCAUGUGUUUGACUUUAGAAGAAUAAAAUAUUGUUUGUGCGUCUCUUGCUACUGUACAUGCUAGGGGUAGCAGCGGUUGUCACAGCAUGUGUUUGACUUUAGAAGAAUAAAAUACUGUUUGUGCGUCUCUUGCUACUGUAAAUGCUAGGGGGUAGCAGCGGUUGUCACAGCAUGUGUUUGUAAAAUCUCUCAUUUGUUUCUUUUGAAAUUUUUCUAUGUAAUAAAAUCGACUUACUCAGCUCUAA
This is a messenger RNA of Biomphalaria glabrata, 2605 nucleotides long. RefSeq lists its product as uncharacterized. The transcript is spliced from 3 exons. NCBI's taxonomy places the organism in Eukaryota, Metazoa, Mollusca, Gastropoda, Planorbidae. The record is from RefSeq and is a predicted model, not a curated record. The coding region runs from base 332 to 1036 and encodes 234 amino acids.